Molecule: messenger RNA, 750 nt
Organism: Danaus chrysippus (African queen)
Lineage: Eukaryota; Metazoa; Arthropoda; Insecta; Lepidoptera; Nymphalidae
Source: the annotation of a GenBank genome assembly
AUGCAUCUCCUACACAUAUGGUCUCAACAUCUGCCAGGUGUUCUAAACACUUCCUACACAUAUGGUCUAAGCAUCUACCAGGUGUUCUAUGCAUCUCCUACACAUAUGGUCUCAACAUCUGCCAGGUGUUCUAUGCAUCUCCUACACAUAUGGUCUCAACAUCUGCCAGGUGUUCUAAACACUUCGUACACAUAUGGUCUAAGCAUCUACCAGGUGUUCUUUGCAUCUCCUACACAUGUGGUCUCAACAUCUACCAGGUGUUCUAAGCAUCUCCUACACAUAUGGUCUCAACAUCUACCAGGUGUUCUAAGCAUCUCCUACACAUAUGGUCUAAGCAUCUACCAGGUGUUCUUUGCAUCUCCUACACAUGUGGUCUCAACAUCUACCAGGUGUUCUAAGCAUCUCCUACACAUAUGGUCUCAACAUCUACCAGGUGUUCUAAGCAUCUCCUACACAUAUGGUCUCAACAUCUACCAGGUGUUCUAUGCAUCUCCUACACAUAUGGUCUCAACAUCUGCCAGGUGUUCUAAGCAUCUCCUACACAUAUGGUCUCAACAUCUACCAGGUGUUCUAAGCAUCUCCUACACAUAUGGUCUCAACAUCUACCAGGUGUUCUAUGCAUCUCCUACACAUAUGGUCUCAACAUCUGCCAGGUGUUCUAAGCAUCUCCUACACAUAUGGUCUCAACAUCUGCCAGGUGUUCUAAGCAUCUCCUACACAUAUGGUCUCAACAUCUGCCAGGUGUUCUAA